Molecule: messenger RNA, 3286 nt
Organism: Puccinia graminis f. sp. tritici CRL 75-36-700-3
Lineage: Eukaryota; Fungi; Basidiomycota; Pucciniomycetes; Pucciniales; Pucciniaceae
Exons: 10
Coding region: 153-3095 (980 amino acids)
Biological process (GO): mRNA 3'-end processing
Cellular component (GO): nucleus
Molecular function (GO): mRNA binding; protein binding
Source: RefSeq, a predicted model, not a curated record
GGUUGUCUGUUGACCUAUGCUUCUACUCGGCAGCCUCCAACCAUUACCAACCAACCAACCAACCAACGAGCGAACCAACGAGCCAACGAACCAACUAAACCUCAACUUACCAAACCGCCGAAAGAACUUUCAGAACAUCAACCAUCCUCAAGAUGGCCGACGAACCUACUGAAUCGACCACGAACCUGGUCGCCACACCAGAUCCAGCACCAACUACUCAAGAGCCUGAGCCCGCAAAUGAGAUCCCUGAAACCAGCGACUCACCUCAGAUAGCCAAUCCUCUCGAGCUUCCGCUACCAGAAAAACCACCAGCCGAGCAGAACGCGCCCUUAUUUGCACCAUCCCCUACCGCCUCCGAGAAUAACCAGGGCAAUGAUCUACCAACAUUAUCGCCCACUAUCAUCGAAAACAAGCAGGAGGCCGAUGAUCCAACCCCACUAUCACCUACUGCAUCCGAAAACAGGCAGACCAGUGAUCCAUCGUCCACUGCCUCCGAAAACAAGAUGAACAAUGAUCCAUCACCUGCUACCUCUGAAAACAAGCAGACCAAUGAUCCAUCACCUUCUACCUCCGAAAACAAGCAGACCAAUAAUGACCCAUCACCCACUCCUACCUCAGAAAACAAGCAGACCAAUAAUGAUCCAUCUCCGCCCUUAACUCAACCGGUUCUCUCUAGACUGGCUAGUCUUCGUCAGAGGGUGGAAAAAGAUCCAAUGGAUGGUGAGGCUUGGAUUGAGUUAAUUGCCGAUGCAGAGAAAAAGGGGGAUCUCGAGAAGACCCGUGAAGUGUACUCAUCCUUCCUCCAACAUUUCCCCGAUGCUGCCAAUCAAUGGAUAGCAUAUGCAGAUCUAGAGCUAGGACAUGGCCAUUUCCCUGAAGUUGAACAGAUCUUUUCCCGCUGUCUACGAUCCUCGGUCUCAGUCGAACUAUGGGCAUUCUACUUGAAUUAUAUCCGGAGAGUCAAUCCAGUCGAGGGGGAUAAGGCCGCCGCCUCACGUGCCAUCAUUAUUUCUGCCUACGAUUUCAGUCUCAAUCAUAUCGGGAUUGAUCGUGAGUCUGGGCAGAUCUGGCUGGACUACAUCAAUAUUGUGAAAGCCGGUGAGGCCGCUGGUACUUGGCAAGAACAACAAAAGAUGGACUCGUUACGUAAACUUUACCAACGCGCCGUUUGUAUUCCCCUGGAUAACAUCGAACAGAUUUGGAAAGAGUAUGAUGGCUUUGAACAUCAAAUGAGCAAAAUGACUGCCAAGAAAUUUCUGGCUGACAAAUCGGCACAGUAUAUGACGGCGCGUGGGGCACUAAAGGAAAUGAAGAGCCUGACAGAUCCCUUACUGCGCCCGAGAGUGCCUGCCAAACCGAAUUGGAAACGAAUCAGUGAUCAUAAACAGCUCGAUCAGUGGAAGACCUAUCUUGCUUGGGAGGAGAAGAACCCGCUGGAAAUAGCGGAUAAAAACCUUCUCAACACUCGGAUUCAGUACGCCUAUCGACAGGCUAUCAUGCACAUGCGUUUCUAUCCCGAAAUCUGGUAUCUUGCAGCUAGUCACUUGCAAAAGAACGACAAGGCCGAAGAAGCCCUGGCGGUUCUACAGGCUGGAUUGACAGCAAAUCCCACAAGCAUUGUGUUGACGUACGCAAUCGUGGAGGCACAUGAAAAUUUGAAAAACUAUCCCGCAUGUUAUGCGGCAUUCAAUUCACUGAUCGAAUACUAUCAUUCGGAGAUAGACGAGAUCAACAAGACCAUCGAAAAGGAAAUCGCACAUGGGAUUCCGAUCAUCGAGUCCAAGACUGCCAAUCCAACGACUUUGCCCGAUGGAGAAGCUGAUCAAGAGCUGACCGAAGAAGAAAAGCAACGUGCUAAGGAGGAAGAGCAACUUCGGACAAACAUAACCGCGCUCUAUAAACCUAAGAUUGACGAGUUUCGUGAAGCGGCCGCAAGUGUUUGGAUCACGGAGAUGCGCUUUGCACGGCGAACCGAGGGAAUUAAACCAGCUCGAGCGGUUUUCACUCGGGCACGUAAAGCGCCCUAUAUCACCAGCCAUGUCUUUGAGGCCUCAGCUAUGAUGGAAUAUCACUGGAACAAGGAGCCUGCUGUGGCCACCAAGGUCUUCGAUCUCGGCCUCAAGACGUUCAGCGAGGACGUUAACUAUGUGCUUCAAUACCUUCACUUUUUGAUCACCUUGAAUGAUGAUAGCAACGCCCGCGCUCUAUUUGAGAAAACCGUUUCGAAGAUUCCUCCUGAAUCUGCUCGUCCCCUGUGGCGUAGAUGGGCCGCUUAUGAAUUCAUCUAUGGUGACAAGGCUGCGAGUGAAAAGCUGAAUUCCCGAGUGGCUGAGAUCUUUCCAGACUGGGGCGUCGUGGAGCGUUUGUCAGACAGGCAUGCCUACGCUGAUUUGGGGGACGUCUUGGGACGAGAGUUAGGAACGGCGAUCGAGCCGAUCCCUCUCCGGAAUCGAUCGCCCUCACCAGCUCCAGGACAUCAGGAAGGGUUUGGGUUCAAACGGGGCGGUGCAGGAGGGCACGAGGCGGGGCAUCAUCCAGGGGGGAUUCCAUCGGGUCCAGCCUCGUACCGAAACCGGCAGCAACAGCACCAUCUACGCGACCGGAGUUUUUCGCCGGACUUCCGACCCAAACGGCCCCGUGGCCAACGCUCGUCGCUCUCACCCGAGCGUCGUAACGGUCCCGCUUCCCUCCCUCCCUCUGUCAUCGAUGGCCCCUCUAACCCUCCUAGUAAACGUGGACGCGAGAAUUACGAAAAUAAUCCGAAGCGCAACCGCUUUUCCAGUCCUCCCUCGAGGAGUAGAGAAAGCCCGCCACCACCGAAUCCUUAUGCGUGGUUCCCAGAAGGCUUGCGCUACUUCCUUGGUAUCUUGCCUCUAGCCACAAGCUUUGAAGGGCCUCGACUAGAUACCAAUACUGUUCUCCAAGUCCUCAGCGAAGCGACGAUCCCAGUCAGUCCAAGUGCGCCGAAGAAUAACUCCGGGGGAACCCCACACGGACCAAGCAAUGUGUCCGGUUGGGGCCCUAAUCGUGGCGGUGGUAAUGGCACUUCCGGCAGAGGAAAUCACAAUGCUACCCGCCGCGGAAGACGGAAAUAACUUCAUCUCCUUCUUUCUCUCUGUCAUUAUUCUUCUUCACCAAAAUAAAACAUCAUCAUCAUCAUACCGCACCCCCCCCCUUUACCUUUCACAUUAUUUAUACCUAUAUAUCCUUUGUCAGUAGACCCGAUGAUUUUUACUUUGGGCGGUUGGUUCUUUUUGGUUUCCUUAAACAAGUAUACUUAAAUAUA